Molecule: messenger RNA, 468 nt
Organism: Cylicostephanus goldi
Lineage: Eukaryota; Metazoa; Nematoda; Chromadorea; Rhabditida; Strongylidae
Source: the annotation of a GenBank genome assembly
AUGGAAUUAUUCCAGAUUUGCGUAGCGGCUGUUGCCGGAAGUUUCCACGAAACUAAUUGUUCAUUAGAUUAUUAUACCAAGGCCAGACUCCCAAAAGAAAAAUUCGGAAUUAGUGACCGACAAAGAGAAGAACUGAUAGAUUAUCUUGGCAGAGGGCCAGCGCAUAAGAAACGCACAAAGCUAUACUGUCCUAACGAUGAUCUAAUCUGUUCGAUCCUCUGGUUCACGGCGGAACGCGUGUGGAAUGGAGUAUCAAAUGACUUGCCACCAAAGAGACUGUGGUACAAUUGCGGUAAUGAGAUGAUUGCGCACCUAGCUCGUGACGAGAUGUACAGAAAAGCAAAAAAAGCAAAGAAGAGCUUGAGCGACUUUGCUGAGUUAAAAGAGUCAGCGAAGGAACUACAAGUAGAUCUAUCAGAGAAACUUGGAGAUUUGGGUAUGCGUAAGCUUACGGCAAUCAAGAAGUAA